This is a messenger RNA of Colletotrichum truncatum, 726 nucleotides long. RefSeq lists its product as uncharacterized. The record is from RefSeq and is a predicted model, not a curated record. NCBI's taxonomy places the organism in Eukaryota, Fungi, Ascomycota, Sordariomycetes, Glomerellales, Glomerellaceae.
AUGAAGACCGCCAGAAACAUCAUUCUUGCCACUCUGGCAGCCCAGGCCGCGGCCCUGGUUCAAAUGGAAGUUCGCUACAGCGAUCGUAUGGUCGACGUUGGUAACCUGGACCUCUUUGCCGUGACGUGGCAAGCCAUCUACGGCGAGACUGGUAACACCCGCGCCAUUAUGACGGAUCGAUCCUUCGGAGCCCAGACAAACGAAUGUACACAUGCGGAAGAUUAUGACCCCGACGUGACUGUCCAGGUUAAGAUGAACGGUGCCUGGGGCAGAACUCCGGGACUCUCCGAUAACCAGAUGCGCGACGGUCUUGUCCAGUCCAUGUGGGAGGUGCUCCGCACCGUCUCGGACCCCUACGGUUACGAGGUCUUCAACGGCUGCCGUGGUCUUACCUGGAUGGAAAGCGUCGGCUACCGUGACACCGCUGCCUGCGGACCCAAGAGCGCUCGCGACUGCCAGUAUGCGUGCCGAAACGAGAACUCUCCCGGUUUGGCCCAGUGCGACAACCACACUUGGGGUCACAAGGUUCCUUCGACCCUGCGCGUCACCGCUUACAUCGAUGGUCGCCUCCAGCCUGAUGAUUUGAUCAUUGAGUUCGGUGCUACCAGGAACCAGGAGUCCGGCGGCUGUGGACUUGUUGGCGAGGUUGCUGGUUUCCUUGCUGGGUUCAUUCCUGUUGGAGGUGAGCUCUUUGCUAAGGGUAUCGAGAUUGGAUGUGCCGAGUAA